Molecule: messenger RNA, 3253 nt
Organism: Panonychus citri (citrus red mite)
Lineage: Eukaryota; Metazoa; Arthropoda; Arachnida; Trombidiformes; Tetranychidae
Product: advillin-like
Exons: 7
Coding region: 473-3058 (861 amino acids)
Biological process (GO): actin filament severing; actin polymerization or depolymerization; cytoskeleton organization
Cellular component (GO): cytoplasm; actin cytoskeleton
Molecular function (GO): actin filament binding; phosphatidylinositol-4,5-bisphosphate binding
Source: RefSeq, a predicted model, not a curated record
AUUUAGUUAAUUACGAAUCUAAUUUUGUACAAUUAACUGUCAACUUUUUCUUUAAUCUCCAUAAACAUUUGAUUAAACAUUGAAGUCUCUUUUUAAUUGUCACCACCAAUAAGCUCCAACAAUUAACUAACAACCAACUUUUUAAUUGUUUAACGUUUUCAUAAUUUAAUUUGUUUCUGUUUACUUUCAACAUUAACCCUCUUGUUAUUGUCUUGAUUGUGUUUAUUUAUAUGACCAUAAGUGAUUAAAUAAAUUACCCGAGGUAAUUUUGUUUACUCAAUUAAUUGAAAAUCAAGCAUCUGUUGAUUUUAUUCAGUUAAUUCACCGAGUAAUUAACUCCAUCGCAACAAGAAAAAGUUAAUUUAAUAUUCAUAUUAACAUCCAAAUUUAAUGACAGUUAAUUGUUGAUAUUCCAGUUACCUGGUUUGUAGUUAAUCAACUUUUUCUGAUCAAUACCAGUUUCAAAAGGAUAAUGUCAUCAACCAUUGUUGACCCUGCGUUCAAAGUGAUACCCACUCAGCAGACAUUUUUUCUGGUCUGGAGAAUCGAGAAAUUACAGGUAAUUCCAGUACCUGAGGAACAAUAUGGAACUUUCUAUAAUGGCGAUUCUUACAUAAUUAUCAGUGGAACUGAUGGUAAAGAGGUUGGUGGAGUUUCCCGAAUGAAACCUCGAGAGGUUAAAGAGGGAACUCUUGAGAUCCAUAUUCAUUUCUGGUUAGGCUCGAAAACGUCUCAAGAUGAGGCCGCUGUUGCCGCUUAUAAAACCGUUGAACUUGAUGAUCACCUUGGUGGUUUUCCUAUUCAACAUCGUGAGGUUGAAGGUCAUGAAUCGAAACGUUUCCUGGCCUAUUUCCGUCGAGGUUUAACCAUCUUGGAGGGUGGAGUUGCUUCCGGUUUGAAUCAUGUUGAAAAGGCCAAUAAACCAAGACUUUUCCAUGUUAAAGGUAAACGUAUUCCAAUUGUUCGUGAGGUAACACCGAUAUCUUGGUCUUCCAUGAAUCAUGGUGAUGUAUUCAUUUUGGAUUCGGUGGUAAAAGUUUUCCUUUGGAAUGGUAAUAAAGCCAAUUACAUGGAGAAAAUUCAAGGAGCCAAAAUUGGUCAACAAUUACGCUCUCAACAUGGUCCUGAGUGUAAUGGACUUGUCAUCAUGGAGGAUGGAAGUGAAAGAGAAUCAACUUCCGCUGAUGAGAUUGUUGAAUUUGAAAAGUAUCUGCCAUUAGCAGAUAAACAGGAUUCUCUUGGAGAUGAACAAUCAAUCAGUGAUCAACAGGUUGAGGAAAAAAUUGAGAAAGGAUCACUUAAAUUGUACAAAGUUUCUGACGAAAGUGGUUCACUUAAGAUCACUUUAAUCAAUUCAAGUCCAUUGGCCAAAGAUGAUCUAGACUCUCAGGAUUGUUUCAUUAUCGACAAUGGUACCGAUGGAAUUUGGGUUUGGAUUGGAAAAGGAGCUUCGGCAAAGGAGCGAAUCGAAUCCAUGAGAAACGCCCAAGGGUUUAUCGUAAAAAAAGGUUAUCCUCAUCAUAUUUGUGUCACUCGAAUUAUAGACGGCGGUGAACCAAUUGAAUUUAAAUGUUUAUUCAAAUCUUGGAAAGAAUCAAAUUCGACCGUUGGUUUGGGUAAAACUUAUUCCGCCGGUGGAAAAGUGGUCACUCUAAAAGAUUUGGAGAAACUUAUGCCUAAGAAUAAGUUAGAUGUUCGAAAACUUUAUGAUAAUCCAAGUUUAGCGGCGGAAACUCAAAUGUUAGACGAUGGAUCAGGUGAGAAAGAUAUUUAUCGGAUUAGUUCAUUCGAUCGGGUUCCAGUUGACCCAGCGGACUAUGGAAACUUUUACUCUGGCGAUUGUUACAUUAUUGUUUACACCAGUGUUCCUGGAUCUGGAUCACGGCCUGUCAAUGUCAUCUAUUACUGGAUUGGUAAUGAAUCGUCGGUCAAUGAACGUGGCACAGCCGCUGUGAUGACCGUUCAAUUGGAUGAUGAGCGUUUCGGUGGUGCCGCAGUGCAAGUUCGUGUUGUAGAGGGUAAAGAACCACCUCAUUUUACUGCUCUAUUUGCCGGUAAAAUGAUUAUCUACAAGGGAAACGCUAAAAGUGGAGGCCGAUCAGAAAAGGGUUCAACUGUAGACCCGACAAAGGAGAAGUGUAUACUUCAAGUUCGAGGGACAAAUAAAUAUGUUAAUCGGGCAGUAGAAGUUGAUUGUGAAGCCAGAUCACUUAAUUCAAACGAUGUUUUCAUCUUGUUUACCUCAAGUACCAUAUAUAUUUGGGCAGGUAAAGGAAGUACCGGAGAUGAACGGGAAAUGGCCAGAAUAUGUGCUAAACGAGUUGAAGAUGGUCGAGAAGUUAUUCUGGUCUCCGAAGGUCAAGAAAAAUCAGAUUUCUGGGAAGCGAUCGGUGGACAGCAACCAUAUUCCCAAGAAAAAGGGUUAGAAUUAAGUGAACCUGUUCAUCCGAUUCGAUUAUUCCAGUGUUCCAAUUCAAAGGGUUACUUUUACGUGGAUGAAAUUGUUGACUUUAAUCAAAGUGAUCUGAUUGAAGAAGAUGUCAUGUUACUGGACACUUGGGAUACCAUUUUGGUCUGGAUUGGAUCUAAAAGUAAUCCACUUGAACGGGAAAGAACAAUUGAAAUGGUUGAAGAAUAUUUAAAAGCCGAUCCAAGUGAACGUGACCUGGAAACACCGAUCAUCAUUGUCAAACAAGGUUCAGAGCCACCAAAUUUCACCGGUUUCUUUGGCUCUUGGGAUCGUAACUAUUGGUCAUCUCUUGCAACCUCCAAUCCAAACGUUUCUUUUGACCAGACAAAUUUCAACGAAAUGACCUCAACCGGUAAUAUUGUCUCACCUUGCAUGGCCGUUGAUUUCAGUAGCAGUGCUAAAUAUCCUUUAUCAACCCUUAGAGUUAGAGAUGCAUUGGAAUUACCUGCUGAUGUUGAUCCCACCAAGAAAGAGGUAUAUCUAACUAAUGAAGAGUUUAAUCAAGUCUUUGGAAUGGCUUAUCAAGAGUUUCAAUCUCUACCAAGAUGGAAGCAAAUUGAUUUAAAGAAAAGAGUUGGACUAUUUUAAUUGGGAUUAUAAAUAAUCGGUUAAUUAUUAAUCACAUGAUUAAAGACUUGAUCAUUUUACUAAUACUUUUAACGAAAGGGGUUAAAAUAUCUCUUUCAAUUAACAACUUGACUUAAUUAUCACUUGAUAAUUUGCAUAUUACUUAUAUAUAUAAUAUACUUAAAAUCAUUAAUGAAAUUAAUCAACAUCUCUGAG